AUGCCGGCUAAUAUAGCAGAUGAAAUAGCACUUGCUGCAUUUUUAUUUGUUAUCACUUCUUCACUUUCUUCAAUGGCCGAGCUUGAAGAUGACUCUUCCUGCCUUGGAUACAUAUGGCAGGGGCCGUGCCAUCCACUUUGCACCAAUGCAUUGAGACUACAAGCACCUACGUUGCUAUAUGAAUCUAUUUCAGAAGAAAGAAUCGAUUCUUGCGUUUGGUUUUCAUCCUAUUACCAAAGAGUACAAGUUGAAGAGAGAAUUGAGAAAGUUGAUUACCUUAUUGAUUCAAAUUAUCAAGGAAUUAUGUUAAACGGGAAGAUGCAUUGGUUGACUCGAUUUGGAAAGUAUAAUGGACGUCGUGAUAAGCUUAUUGUUUCCUUUGAUUUAGCUGAUGAGGUAUUUGCUGAAGUUCCAAAGGUUGAUUUUGUCGACAAGCCAAGAAUUCACAAGUUUCAUCUAGCAGUUGUUGGAGAUUGUCUUGCUGUUGCUAUAACUUUGCCUCACCAAAAUGGCGGAGGAACAGAAAUUUGGGUAAUGAAAGAAUACAAUGUGAAAGAGUCAUGGGUGAAGGAGUUCAUAAUUGGGGCUUAUACACCAACUCCAAAUUCUGUCAUGGAACAUUUGGUGAAAGUUGUAUGCCUGUUGAAGAAUGAAGAGCUCUUACUUGAGUACAAAAGUGGCAAUGUGGCUUUAUAUGAUCCUCAAAAUGGUGUCUUUAGGCCUCUAAUGUUUCAGGGAAUGCCUAAUUGGUUCAGCACUUUGUUGUUUUGUUUCCUGAAAUAUUUCUUCUGUGUAAUUACAUAA
This is a messenger RNA of Nicotiana tabacum (common tobacco), 804 nucleotides long. Its product is annotated as F-box protein At3g07870-like. NCBI's taxonomy places the organism in Eukaryota, Viridiplantae, Streptophyta, Magnoliopsida, Solanales, Solanaceae. The record is from RefSeq and is a predicted model, not a curated record.